GUCGAAAUGAACAUCGAGAAAAGAUGGAGGAAAGGUCAUUAGAACGAAUCGGGAUGUGGCUGGAGCUAAUGAGCCAGCGACGGCACAAAGAGUCUCCCGUCGAUGCGAUCAGAACAUGCUGGAACGGGCAUGCCCGACGACGCAACCAAAAGCACGUAUAAAACGCGAGAAUGAUGUACACGACCCUCGGCGCCGGACGAUCCCUCCGCCACGGCUUCACCAGGCGAAAAUGUGUCCCCCUGUUCCGUCAAACACGGUCUACAGAGAAGCACUCCCUCGAUGUGCAUCUAUUCCUCUGUCAUCAGCUCAUCCAUCCCACCAAGUCCGACGCAUCCAAUCCGAUCCACAUCCGGAAAAUCGACACGAAGGCGGAUGGAGAAAAACGGCGAUCGCGUGCAGCUGCGCUAUGUAGAGAGAUACUAACAUGCGAAUUGCUGAGAGGGUUGGGAUGCCAUUGUGGAGGAGGACGUGAUGGGAGCAGAGGAGGGUGGAGGUGAAGCAAGCUAAUGCUUCGAGGGUUGGUCGAGGGAGAUGUGUCCGUUGUCGAUGUUUGGCACAGCCCAAAAGAUCUGGCGAAUAAUUUGUUGAUCGGAUCAGUGAAUUCUCAUUUAGAAUGCCGAAAUAACCACUCCGAAUUUCCGAUUCGCGCUCCCGGCGAGAAAGAAGGCGUUUUAGGAAGAGCAUAUGUGCGGAAAAUUACUCCGCUAUCAGAAGGUUAUAUAUUCCUCUGAGCUCGAGUCCACAUCUCUUGUGGGGAGUGGUUCCACCACAUGCGAUCCAGCCUGUCGCAGAAAUAUGGAGAGGUGAUAGACAGUGACUGAAAAUCAAAUGCCAACAAUCGUAAGAAGAGAGUUAUGUAAACGAACCCAUCACCCUGAUACGAAGAAAGCGUCGAGACUGAUACUUUCUGUGUCAAGGUUUCAGGCAAAGAUUGGAAAGAAGAUGAAUUUCGCGAUGGUUUUCUUGGAGAUUUUUAUGAAUCACACGUAAUGAGACCUGCAUUGACUUGGACCGACCCAAAAUCGAAGAGCUCUGGAAGCAGUGGACGCGUGUGUCCACUUGAGACUGUCACGUGAGCGUGGCGCCCUUGAUCGCAAAUAAUUCACGCCGACCUGCUCUUUUCCACACCUCGUGGUCUAGGUCGUGCAGCACGCGUCGGGUCAACCUUCUGAGUCCUGUCCCCGGACUCCAACCAUUUAACCGUCCUGAUCCUCCUUGUGUAAACAUGGCAUCUUCCUCUGGGUCCCCAUCCACAGUCGAGGUUCCCCAUCUGAGUGCUGCACCUCCCUCUCGCCUUCCCCUCAAGGGAGAAGAUUUAGGUGCGACAUGCGAAAUCUGCAACGUUUACCUCCGGCGUACGACGGACCUGCCGCGACACAUGCUUCUACACUCGAAGGAUAAGGAGUCCCUGAUGUUCCGAUGCCCCGUUGAAGGCUGUGGUCAUUCGACAUUACAGAAAUCAAAUCUCGCGACUCACAUCCGGACACACACGCGUGCAAAGCCUCACAAGUGUCCCGAGACCUUCCCGGACGGGCAGAAAUGCGACUUCAGCACGGCAGACCCAUCCUCAUUACACCGGCAUCGGAAACGCAAGCAUGGAUACACCCCACGGCAGAAGGCGAUCCCCACUCAAACGCACAGAUUCGUGCACACGUUUGCGGGCCUACCGCCGGAAACUCAGGCAGUGGAUGUGCCGGAGUCGUCCAAGGCUCAGGAGGGAUCGCUCGUGGCGGACCAUGCUGAGCGGAUGUCCGACUGCGAUUCUGAGGAAUCGUAUGAUAUCGUCGGUGCUGUCGAUGGGCUACCUGCGUCGGCAGAGGACGACAUCGAUGGCGAAGGCGAACCAGAGGAAGACACCGAGCCUGUUCUCAUGUCUCUUCCCUCCUCCACUCACGGGAACACAUCUGUCGAGCGUCCAGGGCCACCUCCCUUUUGUACCGUCCCUGCGCCAAGCUGAUGUGCACGAGCGCUGGUUUGUAACCGACCCAGACCAUUUCUCCAUAUCCAGCCUUCCGAGCACCCCGAUCGUUCACGCCACCUCCCAUUCCGUUCCCAAAGAUGUACCACAUUUACAACGCACGUUUUGGAUUGUGUGACCAGAAAAUGUGAGAUGCGGCCAUAAGAUGCGGUCGGCACUGCCUGGGUCCGUUCCAGUCUGGCUAACAACGACCUUAACGCCGCAGAUAUCCGCACUCUGUGGAGUUUGUCAAUUUUCGUGGCCAUGUGUAAGUCGUGUUAUGUAAGAUAUAAAGGGCCCGCGCAUAAGUAUGGCAUGAAUAUUUUUGUAUACGAGAGCUGUUAGAUC
Mycena citricolor is the source of this 2305-nucleotide messenger RNA. NCBI's taxonomy places the organism in Eukaryota, Fungi, Basidiomycota, Agaricomycetes, Agaricales, Mycenaceae. The record is from the annotation of a GenBank genome assembly.